AUAGUUAAGUAUCCAGUCACAGGACACAAACGCUAAGAUGGCGAAAGCUCGUGUUUUCAACAUAGUCAAGCGUUUCAGUGGCUAUCCGGUCGAACAAGACUUCGAGCUAGUCGAGCAGCAGCUGAAACCUUUGCAAGACGGAGAAGUUCUUGGAAAGACUCUCUACUUGAGUGUGGAUCCCUACAUGAGGAUUUACGUUCGGAAUCUUCCGUUGGGGUCGCCAAUGAUUGGUGGAGCUGUAGCAAGAAUUGUAGAGUCAAAGAACCCACAAUUCAAAGUGGGUGACAUUGUUUAUGGUCGAAUAGGCUGGAGGACAGCAUUUGUAUCAGACGGAAAGGACCUAACGAAGGCAACUCACCUUCCAGCAGAUGUUCCUGAAUCACUCGCAAUUGGAACACUUGGCAUGCCCGGUCGUACAGCAUACUUUGGGCUGCUCGAUGUGUGCAAACCACUAAACCCUGGAGCCGUUGUUUUGGUCAACGGAGCAGCUGGAGCCGUCGGAAAUGUUGUCGGUCAGAUUGCAAAGAUCAAGGGCUGUGUAGCAAUCGGAUAUGCAGGCAGUGACGAGAAAGUUGAAUAUCUGAAAUCGAUUGGAUUCGAUCAUGCAUUCAACUACAAGAAGGUCGACAUUCAUGAGAGUUUGAGUAAAGCUGCACCGGAUGGAGUCGAUGCUUUCUUUGAUAAUGUUGGUGGUGACUUUGCUGAUACUGUUAUUCUACGUCACAUGAAACAGUUUGGCCGAGUUGCAAUUUGUGGCAGUAUUUCUCAGUACAACUUGAAACCAGAAUCAGAAGCCGAAGGUGGUAAAGGUUUGUUUGAUGCUGUUACCAAAGGGCCACGUCUACAAGGAGCCAUCCUGGGUCAUCAACUAAAAGUCGAAGGAUUCAUUGUUUUGCGUUUCGCCGACCGCAACGACGAAGCCAACAGUGCACUUGCCCAAUGGGUGAAGGAGGGAAAGUUGAAAUGGAGAGAGCAUGUGACUGAAGGAUUUGAAAACAUGCCGAAGGCGUUCAUUGCAAUGCUCAAGGGUGCAAACAUUGGAAAGGCCAUUGUGAAAAACACGGAGUAGUUGCUUACUGAUCAUGAUCAGACUACUUGCCAAUGUGCUACCAGUUUUAUCAUAAUUGUUGUUGUUAAUGGUCAAUGAACUGUA
Molecule: messenger RNA, 1153 nt
Organism: Corticium candelabrum
Lineage: Eukaryota; Metazoa; Porifera; Homoscleromorpha; Homosclerophorida; Plakinidae
Product: prostaglandin reductase 1-like
Exons: 8
Coding region: 38-1069 (343 amino acids)
Biological process (GO): prostaglandin metabolic process
Cellular component (GO): cytoplasm
Molecular function (GO): 2-alkenal reductase [NAD(P)H] activity; 15-oxoprostaglandin 13-reductase [NAD(P)+] activity
Source: RefSeq, a predicted model, not a curated record